UUUUUAAAAAAAUUAUAAUUAAUUUUUAAUAAUUAUUGGAUCCACAAUGCCACUUGUCAGCUUCCAAUUAGCUCGUUUUGUCAUGUCAUCGCAUGUGUGCAACACACACGUUGAGCUUUUUGCUGAUAGGGAAAAAAAUGUCCAAUUGGAACAAAAUUCAGGGGGUUUAAGGGUCUGAUAGGAAUAGGCCUUAGUUGAGGGAUCUAAGUGAAUUUUCGUAACAAGUUUGAGUGUCUGUCGAUGACUUUGACCAAUAUAAUAAGUUAACGUUAUUUUUCCAAAUAAAUACACCUUAGUGUCAAUGACCCCUCAUAUUUGUGGAAUGAUGGCCCAAUGGGCUUAAUAUGUCUGAAGAUGCUUGGCCCAUUACAAGCCCAUAAACUGUCUCCGUAACCUAUAAAUACGAGACAAUCCUAGUACAAGUGGGAGUUGAACAUGUAGUUCCUUAAACUCUCCCUUUACGAUUAUUAAUGUUUGUGUCCUUUAUUUUCCAUUGGCGCUUCUUUUUUUCCCCACAAAAUUGAUCUUUAUCGAAACAGUUGAAGAUUAAUUUAACAAUCCCUACGUUUACUUCAACGAAUUGCACUCUGUUAGGGGCUUUUUCAGGGAAUUGCAAUCGAGUUCAUGUGUUUUAGGGUUAAGGGAUUAUAAUUUUGCCGCAUUGAACCCAAAGUUGAUGAAGAAAUUGUUUAAUUGCCUCUGUUUUUGGUUCUGUAUUGAUUGAAGAAAAUAUAUAGAUGGCUGUGAAACGCAAAACAAACAAGAAGGAGAUUGACGAAGAAAUUGAUAGGGAAAAUUGGAUUAUUACAUCAAAGAAACAGAGAAUCGAUGAAGUUUUCGGGGUUCCUCCGCUUAGAGGUUUCCAAGAUUUUAGCUUUCAAUUUAAGGGAUUGCCAAAUUUCUUGCCCCAAGUUGAAGAUUACUUUUUUUCUGCUUAUAAAGACCGGGUACCAAGUCCGAGAUCCCAUCUCUUUCCCGAGGUGUCAGUUAAAUUGAGGAAAUUCGAUAUAUCUUGCUUGGCGUGUAAGAAAUUUUCAAGGUAUCUCGAUGAUAAUUCGUUGUGCCCUGACUGUGGAGUAAAGUCUGAUAGUAUUGUUGUAAUUUGCAAUGGGGUGGAAGGGAUUUAUUUUCCAGGACUUCAUAUGGUUCAGUGCAAGUGUGGUUCUUGUAGUUUUAAGAAGCACAAAGUUGGUGAAUGGGAACGGCAUGCUGGUUCCAGGGCGAAAAAGUGGAAGGCGAGUAUUAGGGUGAAGGUGACUAUGCAGCCACUUGGGGAAUGGGUUGCAAAUAAUGGUGCUCAAGGAAUUAUUCCUUUGAAAUUAGAUAGCCAGCACUUGAUGUCACUCUUGCAAGAAAAUUACAAACCUGUUAAUGCAAAGUGGACCUCAGAACGUUGCGCUAUUUGUAGAUGGAUCGAAGAUUGGGACUUUAAUAAGAUUAUCAUAUGCAAUAGCUGCCAGAUAGCUGUUCAUCAAGAAUGUUAUGGCGUUAAUGGGGUUCAAGAUUUUGCUUCUUGGGUUUGUCGGGCUUGUGAAACUCCAGAUGUUGACAGGGAAUGUUGCCUCUGCCCUGUCAAAGGGGGUGCGUUGAAACCUACUGAUGUCGAUCCUUUUUGGGUUCACGUCACUUGUGCUUGGUUUAGACCUGAAAUUGCUUUUGUUAAUCAUGAGAAGAUGGAGCCUGCCAUAGGACUUUUUGCAAUUCCACCGGUAUCUUUUCAUCAAGAGUGCAGCAUAUGCCAGCAGACUCAUGGGUCUUGCAUACAAUGCUGCAAAUGCACAUCGUCUUUUCACACCAUGUGUGCUUUUCGAGCUGGAUGCUACAUGGAAAUGCAUUGCUCAGAGACGAACGGAACACAAACGACUAAAUGGCUAUCCUAUUGUGCAUCUCAUAAAGCCCCAAGUGAGGACAACAUUUUAGUCAUGCGAACUCCUAAUGGAGUUUACUCUAACCAAAAUUUGCUUCAAAGAAGAAAUGGAGGCCGAGUCUUGAAAAGUUUGAGGCUCAUGCCUUGUGAGGCAUCAUUGGCUGAAACUAAUGAAUCAGAUUCCUUCUCUGCAGCUAGAUGUCGAGUCUUCAAACCAUCAACGAACAAGAAAGUUAAAUCUGAACCAAUAGUCCACAGGCUUACAAUGCCUCACCUUCACUCACUAACAGCCAUACAGAGUAUAAGAGCAAAACAAUAUCAAGAAGAAAGGACUUUUUCAACAUUGAGAGAGAGAUUGCAUCAUUUGAGUAGAACUAUAAACCACCGGAUUUGUUUUGGAAAAUCCGGUAUACAUGGAUGGGGUCUCUUUGCAAAGAGAAAGCUUCAAGAAGGAGAAAUGGUAGCUGAAUAUGUUGGUGAGAGGAUUAGGGGCAGUGUCGCUGACCUUAGAGAACAUCGAUAUAGGUCUCAAGGCAAGCACUGUUACUUCUUCAGGAUAAAUGAUGAAGUAGUGAUUGAUGCAACCAUGAAAGGAAACAUUGCAAGACUAAUCAACCACUCAUGCAUGCCAAAUUGCUUUGCAAGGAUCAUGAGUCUUGGAGAAGACGAGGAUCGGAUUAUUCUUAUAGCUAAAAAGGAUGUUUCAGCGGAGGAUGAGUUAACGUUCGAUUACAGGUUUGAGGCUGAUCAGAAUGAUGAGCUUAAAGUCCCCUGUCUUUGUGGAGUUCCCAACUGUAGGAAAUUCAUGAAUUAGAAUAGCACAGACACAGAUUAUUGACUCUCACUUCCUAACUGUUGAGGAUUGUGGGGAUAUUUUCAUCUUCACCCACAAUAAAUUUAUUGUUAAUUGUUAAUUUGAUUCUUUUGUUUAUGCUUGACAUGCACAUAUCUAUAUAACUUCAUUACUGUUUCAGGCAGGAAAGAAUUUGCAGUUAUUGUAACUUUUUAUCGUUUCCGGGGACAUGUAUGCACAGUAAGAGCCAUGAGGGAUACACGAAAACAACUAAUCCAUAGUAACUUUAAUUUUCCUCUAAUAAACUAUGAUAUACAGUAAUAAAUUAAAGAAUGGCUGAAUAUAUAUGCGGCCCCUUAAAUUUGCCCAGUUAUUUUAUUUAGACAUCUAAAGAGUAACAAAAUAAAAGAACAAUCUUUUCCUCUCUAUCACUUGACUAAAAUGACUUGUUUCUCUAAUUUCCACCCACCUAACAUUUAUGAAACUUGGCCAGCCUCCAUUUUCGACUACAAUAG
This is a messenger RNA of Capsicum annuum, 3175 nucleotides long. Its product is annotated as histone-lysine N-methyltransferase ATX4-like. The record is from RefSeq and is a predicted model, not a curated record. Lineage: Eukaryota; Viridiplantae; Streptophyta; Magnoliopsida; Solanales; Solanaceae. Bases 738 to 2681 code for a protein of 647 amino acids. The transcript has a single exon. Gene Ontology annotation, molecular function: protein binding. Gene Ontology annotation, biological process: regulation of transcription by RNA polymerase II.